Messenger RNA from Erythranthe guttata (spotted monkey flower), 764 nucleotides. RefSeq names its product protein SPIRAL1-like 1. Lineage: Eukaryota; Viridiplantae; Streptophyta; Magnoliopsida; Lamiales; Phrymaceae. Gene Ontology annotation, biological process: cortical microtubule organization. Gene Ontology annotation, cellular component: cortical microtubule, transverse to long axis. The record is from RefSeq and is a predicted model, not a curated record.
CACGGGAAUAUAUUCAAAUAUCUUCUUCUUCUUCACUUUUAGGCGUUUCACUGCUGUCUUUCUCGCUCCUCCUACCUUCUCUCUCCCGCAGAUCUGAUUUCGACACAGAAGUUGAGCACAAGAGAAUCUGAGGAGAAAAUGGGUCGUGGAGUUAGCAGCGGUGGUGGUCAGAGUUCACUGGGGUACCUUUUUGGAGGCCCCGAAGCUCCUGCAGCAAAACCUGCUCCAAGGAAUGUGGAGGCGGCGGCACCUCCUCCUCCGCCUCAGAACGCGGCCGCAGUGGCGGCUCCAGAGAAGCAAUCUGCUGGUGCGCCACCUCACGGUACUAAACAGAUUCCAGCUGGCAUCCAGGGCAGCCAAAAGAAUAACUAUCUCCGAGCUGAUGGCCAGAACACUGGCAACUUCCUCACGGAUCGACCAUCGACGAAGGUCCAUGCUGCACCAGGAGGUGGAUCCUCCCUUGGGUAUCUUUUUGGAGACGGCAGCAAGUAAAUGUUGGUUACCGGUGUUCGUUUAGGUUUCCCUUUGAAUUUGGGGCCGACAAUAUCUUUUAUCCUUAAUUGCUUCAGACAUUGCAAAUUGUAAUACAAUAUCCUUUUUCUUGUCCUAAAUCGAGCUUGUCAAUAGCUGCUGGCUCGGAACAUUCGAAUGAAGCAGUUACUUCUUGCUUUUCUCAAUGCUAAUGGAAGAUUAUUGGUUAUACUGUUUUGCUAUGGCGAUUAUCUAGUGUGAAUUUAUAAUAGAGUUAUGGAGUAUUGUUUUUU